CUAUGUUUCCUACACCGGGGAGCUCAGUCGCUCGCUGACCUCGGAACGUGUGACAGUGCCGGGAUAUAUGUAAUUGUCAACCGUUCGCAAUCGCACCGCAAUUGCCGCACGAACGAGUUUGAAGCGAUCGUCCCCGCGAGAUCGCGUUUCGAAUCUUCUUCAAUUUUUUCGCAUUACGCCUAUAUAUAUCGUUCACUUCCGUCAUCGCUCCAUUAUCGGUGUCACGGAGAAGUUAGGCGGAAACAAUACAAGUGCCGCCGCAGUAAAAAGACGAAGUGAGAUACAAGUGCGCGACGAGUGCUCUAAUGACCCAGGAUUCUCUCCCGUUAUUCUGUGAUACGUAACGAGAAGCGCCGUCGCCUGUAUCGCGAACCGCGAGAUAAUCCCUCUCACGUGUUCGCGCCGCCGCGGCGAAAAGCUCCGCGCGGAGGACACAGCCUCGCUGCUGUCUACAUUUCUCUCUCUCUCUCUCUCUCUCUCUCGCCCGCGCGCGGAUGUCGCCCGCCGCGACCUGAUUACAACGCGCCGCAUGUCGUCCCGUGCGUGGCACGAGGAACGGCCACGAUUCGCCGUCCGAUGAACGUCGAAACGUUUUGUGGUUUCGGGUUGAACGACGACGACGGCCAGUGAUAUUACACAGCUGCGUCCGGAACCUUUGGCAAAGGAUUUUAUCGGCGAGACGUCGUGGGACGACAGCAAGACGGAGCGAAGCAGAGACAGCGUUCAAGAAGUCGCCGGUAGUGAGGGCGUGUUAUGAAAUUAUUGUCAUCAAUUCAGCUAUCGCCGGUAACUUCCGCCGCAGGCGGAAUGACCGGAAUGGAUUCCCGGCUGCCACCGGGUAGAUCGUUGCCUUUCAAUCCGGACCUAUUCUGGCGGGCUCAUUGUCAGUACGGGUUCUCGCUAAAUUUUCCGCCUUCGACGCAUCCGCCGCCCAGUCCCUUCCUAGAUUUUAAGACUCAUUUACCAACGAGUCUAGUGUCCGAUCCUAGACUGUGGUCGCGGGAAGAUGUAGCGGCAUUCCUGCGAUGGGCCGAGCAGGAAUUCGACCUGCCGCCAUUCGACAUGGACGUGUUCCAGAUGAAUGGCAAGGCGCUGUGCCUGUUGACGAAGGCCGAUAUGGGCGAGAGAUGUCCAAGCGCCGGUGACGUAUUGCACAACGUGCUUAGCAUGCUGGUGCGCGACUACAGCCAGUUGCAAAGGUGUCUGCCAAGCAGCCCGGUGACACCGACUAGGCCGUCCGCGUAUCCACUAAGUCCGCUUUCGCAUCCGCCCACACCCACGUGGACGGAGACGGCACCAUACGCCCAGAAUAUUGCCUCCCUGAUGUCAGCUAACUCUGUGACACUCUCGCCGGCACCGUCCGUGGACAGUCAAUCGGGCUCGCCCAGCCACGCGACCGACGCGAAUCAGACGCAGAUCUACAAGAGCGACUCGGACGAGGACAAUAAUCACCAGGUGUCAAGCGGUAAUAGCAGCCCACCGCCCACGCCGACCGCCUUAACGGCGCAGAGGCUUAGCGAAGUGAGCGUCAAGGAUCAGCCGAGUCCGACGUUACCGUCGCAAUUGAUGUCGUUGACACCCGGCGCUUUUCGAUCGACUACCGCCAAUGCGGCCAGAGAGUUCUUUCCCAGCGACUCGUCGGAACCCAACACCAAUGGAAGACUACUCUGGGAUUUCCUUCAGCAAUUGUUGAAUGACCCCCAGCAACGGUAUCACAAUUUCAUCGCAUGGAAGAGUCGGGACACUGGCGUUUUCAAAAUCGUCGAUCCGCCCGGUCUGGCACGGCUCUGGGGUAUCCAAAAAAAUCAUCUUUCUAUGAAUUACGAUAAAAUGAGCAGAGCUCUACGUUAUUAUUAUCGCGUGAACAUACUUAGAAAAGUUCAAGGCGAACGACAUUGUUAUCAAUUUCUACGUAACUCAGUCGAGUUGAAAAACAUCAAGAACAUAUCGUCGUUGCGCCAUCAGAUGCGAAUAAAAUCGGAACCAGAGGAAGAAGGGACUCUCUCUGGGAGUCCCGAAACAGAACCGGAAGCGGACAUGCCAACGGAUCUCUCGAUGUCCAGUAUGAACCAGCCAUCGAGCGAACAGCAGCAACAGCCCUUGCCACUACAUGAUCCACCUGCCAAGUACAGAAGUCACGCGUACAAUCUCGUUAAGACCAAUCAGGAGCCGGAAGAGAGGAAGUGACGCGGGACCUAGCGAUGGCAGGAAAACUAUGAUCACGCGUAAUCGUUAAUCGUGCCGCGGCAGACUGAGAGCCAGCGGUGAAACGAAUUCUACAUAACAAAGGUUCCAUAUCAACAACCGAUCGACAAAUUGCAGGAUGAGAUUGAAGAUUGAAUUAGCAUUCACUCUGUCCGGUUUAUCGGUUUAUUGAUGAGAAGGAGAUAUCGCACGAAGUCAUCAAGACGGCAGAGAACAGAUGGAAUCCGAAAAGCGUAACUCGUUGAUGAGGUUUAGAAAGACAAGAUAAUAAUAAUAAGAUCUAAUCGAGAUAAUUAAUGGUGAUUGAUCAAGAGAAGUAUGAGAAUGAUUCGGAAUUUUAUCGAAUGCAAUCGUGAUUAAGUUAAAGGACUCUCGAAAUACGACAGUUCGUAUGUAUGAGACUUUUUUGAGAAUAUCCGUCAAAAUAGAGGAGAACGAGCGGUCUUUCUCGUUUAUCCAAUACACGGAGACAUUGACGUUCCAAAGAUAAUCCUUGAGGAAUCAAGAGAUUAGAUUUUCUGUACUUUUCUGUCGACGACAGUUCAAAGUUGCAAUCACACAAGAAUACUCUUCACUUUCAUCGUGACGUCGUGUACAAAUGUGAUAAGGAGCGCGGGAAGAGAGCAUAUUUUGGCAAUACCAUUUCUCACGGUGCUAAUCGGAUAACGAAAUUCGCCUUCCGUCCUCACACGGAUUCGCGUUGAAUCGUUGUGCGCCGGAGAUAAUGAUAGACGCUUCGAUCUCUGAAGCUGAAUCUUUGCGGAUAUUCCGCCCUAUCCUCCUUUUCCGCUUCCCUCGUAACUGGGCGAACCACCCAUGCGAAUUGUUGGGCAAUUUCCUUUCCGCUUUUACAACGACGAGAUGUGUAAGAACUUAGAUGCGCUUAACAGCAUACAUACAAUGAUUCAAUGUACAAAGAAUGCCAGAAGGAGAACUGUUACCAGGUAUUUCCUUUCUUUAAUGUCUCUCUUUUUCUUUUCUUAAUUUUAAGCAUGUGUUCUGUGAUGUGACUUUAUUUUUGGUGAAACUUAGUCCGUGAAUAAGGUCGAUCCCAAAGAGAGAGAGAGAGACUACCUGAUUUGACGUUCGUGUAAAUUCAUCACAAAAAUAAAAUAUUAUGUUACAAAUGUUUCUAUGAAGUUUCCGAAGAUAUGAAGAGCUUGACAAAAUCUUUCCACGACAGUUCAAUAAGAUUUUUUUAUGUAUGUCGACUUUAUAAAACGAGUCUUAGAACAGAAAAAUUUAACUAGAUUUUCUCAAGCUCUUGUGCACUGAAACGGUUUUCCGUUACUUUGACGUAUUUGUGCCAAGAAUAUUUGCCGUUUAAUAAGUGGACGAUAUUUAGUUAUAUGUAUUUAAUCGAUCGAUUAAAAAAGAAAAAAGAAAAAAAAACUCGGUAUAUCACGAUUUUGGAACCAAGUAUCGCUCGCGCUCGAUAUAUGCGUUAUAUGAAAUAAACGCAUUGUAACUGAAUGCCGUAUAAUCGAUUAUGUAUUGUAGAUGUACAGGAAUUAAUUAAUUGAACUAAUGAAUUGUAAAUGCAAAUAAAAGGAAGAUAUAAGACGAAUAUUAGAAGAAUAGCGAAAGAAUUUUAUUGGAAAUUCGGGGCCAGAGUUAGAGUAUAUAAAUUUAUCUAUAGAAAAAAAAGUAUAUAUACAUAUAUAUAUUUUACUAUCAAAAUUUAUAUUCGAAAUUUCUAUGUUUGUUGCCGGUGCGAUUGUGGCUUCACAUUCCACGACUCUUUAUCCAAGGAUUGUCUGCGAAAUAAAUCGCGAGAAAGAAGCGCGCGGAGAAAACGAGACACGUACACAAUUAGAAAAACAAGUUUUAAGAAAAUUACUAAUUGUAUUUUUACACUUGAGAAUAUAAAACUGAGAAAGUAUGAGAGAAUUGAAGUAUGAGUGCAACAGAGAGAAAGAGAGAAAAUGAGUUUCGUCAAAUGUAUGAUUAAAUAUAUUAAGAAAUAUAUUUGGCUUCUUGUAUACUGUGAUCUCUACAUUACAUAACGCAAAAAAAGCAUUGCAUAGUUAAAUAGGUAUUAUUAUUUAGAUGAAACGCAUGUGCAUCGAGCACAUCUAGACGAAUCGUUUAUCUGGAGGAACUGCGUGAUGUUAUCGAGAUAAGAGACCUAUAUAUGUACAUCUUUUUUGUUUACAGUCGUGUAAAUAAUUUUCACAUGGAUAAAUUGUCAGAGAAAAAAGUGGCAGUUUAUGUAUAAAUGAAUAAAUAAAUAUAUAUAUAUAUAUACGUUAUAUAACAGCAUAUAUGAAGACAGAUAAUACUAUAAUGUAAAGCAAUGCAUCUCUAAGAUGUAUCUAAGGUUGGAAAAGUUUAUAUCGUUUCGCGUGUAUAAAAUAAAAUAUGUAAAAUCCUAGAGAUUAGGGCUGUUUUAUUAUAUAAAUUGUUAUAUGAAAAGUACAUAUGAAAUGAUGAAUGUUGUAAAUAUAGACUUAUUUAGUUAUUAAGAA
Messenger RNA from Cataglyphis hispanica, 4673 nucleotides. RefSeq names its product ets DNA-binding protein pokkuri (gene aop). The record is from RefSeq and is a predicted model, not a curated record. Bases 754 to 2187 code for a protein of 477 amino acids. Gene Ontology annotation, biological process: cell differentiation; regulation of transcription by RNA polymerase II. The transcript has 5 exons. NCBI's taxonomy places the organism in Eukaryota, Metazoa, Arthropoda, Insecta, Hymenoptera, Formicidae. Gene Ontology annotation, cellular component: nucleus. Gene Ontology annotation, molecular function: sequence-specific DNA binding; DNA-binding transcription factor activity, RNA polymerase II-specific.